Suillus plorans is the source of this 2929-nucleotide messenger RNA. RefSeq lists its product as uncharacterized. The record is from RefSeq and is a predicted model, not a curated record. NCBI's taxonomy places the organism in Eukaryota, Fungi, Basidiomycota, Agaricomycetes, Boletales, Suillaceae. Bases 300 to 2441 code for a protein of 713 amino acids. The transcript is spliced from 5 exons.
AACUUGAACGUUAACCUGAAUCAGUUAGUGACACGGUCCUCUACUGCCCGUCGCGCGAAGUGAACCGACCAGCUUUAGUGACAACGUGGUCGGCUCUCGAGUCCUUGAAGCAGAAAGUUCAGACAAGUAAAGUAAUUUAGCCAGGCUCAAUGGGCCAAUUAAUUUAGCGUCUCCAAGAAUCACGCUUUAAUUCAACUAAGCCAUGCGUCGAAGCCAACCUUGUUUGUUUUCGUUGAUAUGACUUGGACGAAAUUUUUGGGUUUGGUUCUUGUUGAACCACGACUUUCACGUACGCAUCAAUGACUGCACUCGAUCUGCACAAUGCACUUUUCACAUCAGACAAACGACUCGUCAAUGCUAUGCCUACUACGCCUACCCCCAUGACACAUACACGUACUCUUUCGCUCACGACAGCCCAAGAACAAUUACACAACCCUACAUCCUCAACCUACAACACCCCGACCUUUCAUGACCUGCUCUCACGCCAACCACUUCAUCCAGACGGUCCACGACACUGGGACCUUGGUCUUGACCUCACGGGAGACCCGAUAACAGCAGCAGAAUGUAAAAGCCUCCAAGACCGGUUCAUGAAAGCAAAACUUCGUCGCUUAAAGUGGAUAUGCGGGGUUUUUGAAGUUGUUCUUGGUAUAUGGGCUAUAUACUGCACGAUUCGCUAUUCCCUCGCAUUUCAAACGGCUCUUACGGGCGAUGUGCACAUACCCACGCUUGCGCUCGUGCUUUGCGUUAUUUCUGGUAUCAGUGUCGCGGGAGUGGUCGUGACGCUUUUUAUGCCGCUUCUUCCAGAAGACGGAGAUAGGUUCGUUCGUGCUGCGAGGAUGAUCUCAAGAGGAUCUUUUGUUGUAUUGAUAAUCGCGAUGUCGAUCGCGAAUCUUGUCCUUAUUUUGAUAUGGAGGCCUGUGGAUAGAUGUGGGUGGAAUAUGGAUGUUUCGUGGUCAACGACAGUUGCCAUCGCUGGGGAUUCGACAGCAAGGCAAUGUCGCACUGCGAGUUUUGCAGCUUGGAUAAUUGUUGCAUCUUUAAGGGUUAUUGCUACGUUAAUCAUUAUCCUGUUGUACCUUUACUUCUUGAGAGCGUAUUCCGAAGCGAGGCAUCCUUCGAGAUAUACCAGAGAGACGUACUACUACCCGCCAUUAAUGACCUCGGAGGGUGUUGUAAACUCACCUGUGUCCACUAUGGACUCACCUGUAUCUACUCCCGACCCGUCGCCAUCAGGAACGCACUUCAACUUCAACAAGUUAAUACAGACUCGAGCUGGACUAGGAAGGUCUGACUCGACAAUAGCACUAACUAAUUCAAGCAUCACCCUCGCGCCUUCCCCCUCUUUUUCUUCCUCCCCCUCUCAUUCCCACACCCAAGCCAUACACACACAAUCCUCCAACCCCGCACCCCCAGUUUCUAACCGGAUAUGGCGAAAUUGGACGAAUCUGCGGCUAUCAAUGAAAGACCGUCAAAGGCACAAUAAUCUUUCCGACACAGUCACACCCCGGACGCUGCGCCGGCAGAACCGUACUGGUAUGCCGAGUGAACAUAUCUUGCUGAAUACGAAUACAACACCCGGUGCCUGGGAGGAGUGCACGGAAGUGUUUGCCGACGGUACUGGUCUUGGUCCGUGUGCGUCGGAAUUAGAUCAGUCCGUGGGCGUUGCUGAAGACGGUCAGGGUGUGCGUGCGAUGGGGGACCACAGGAAUAGGACUGAUUCUCCAUUGGCGAUGGACUCGGAUGCAGGCAGCCGUGACUCUGACUCUGUCUAUUCUUACGGAUAUGGGGCCUCAGAACCGGCAUACCCCUAUCUGGAAAUUUACAACAACCCCGCACCGCCGGCUGCUGCUAAUGAUAAUAUCAUUCCUACCCAACAACCCCGAUCGUCCGCGGCAGAUAUAGCGCGGGGAGACACCAUCGAACCUAGAAUGUCGCUAACGACCAUAGAAUCGGGUGAAGAAGAAGACGAACUGAUACCCAUAAUGGGCGGUUUCGUACGACGGAUGGCUACCAUCCAGUCAUUCGGGUCUCAAGAAGCUGGGUUGUCGAUGGGUCGCUCGCGCUUCUCGAGGGGUUCGGUUUCCGAGAUGCAUGCACCCGCGUCUCCGCGUUCGUCUAUUGGAUGGACGCCUUCUAUGGCGUCUACGUUGAGCAAGAAUAACUCGCUUGGGACUGGCUCUGCUUAUUUUUCUGCGUCGAGUGAGUUGGGGAUGGGGACGGGGAGUUCUGGGCGUGGUGUGGGAGUCAAUGAGCGGGGCGAGUUGGAAGCGAAGAUGACGACGAGUCCGCCUUCAUACGGUCGAUAUCACUAUAGCCGAGAAGCAUUACAGGAUUAUCACUAUCUCAAUCUGUCACAUCUGCAUCUCAUUUCCAUAAGUACGAAAGGAGGUGUUGAUAUUAAUGCUGUUUGCCUAUUUUUGAAAGCAGUCCUUGAUGGAUGAUGUGGAAUGGACGCUGGCCAGAGUUUUAUGUAGGCAAGAGCGAAAAAGCAUAUAUAACGAGAGCAUGAGGCCAGAUAGGCUAUACCGCAUCCAGAUAUGAAACGGGACGUAGGCUCAAGAUAGUAGAUUGUGACAAGGUUCCGGUUCCGGGAAUGCCAUAAGGUGGAUCAUCGAUGAUGUCCCGGCACCGACGUCGGCGGAAGGAAUAGAAGCUGUAUAUCAAGCGGUGUUACAUCUCUUCAACCAUCGUGCCAUACGACCGUUUACACGUAGGAAAUCUGUUCCACUUGCCUUUUGGGAGCGGCCGCCGCUUGAGUCUAUAAUACCCCCAAAGGUAUUGAAUACUUUAUGAUAAUCGUAAUGGUAAUAUUAUUACGCGCGCCUGUUUCCUGGUACCACCCUGCUCGUUGCAAACGUACUUGCUGCAUCGUGCAUGCGGCGACCCAACGGAAGCAACUAGACUGACACUUUCUGCCAUACAGUUCCGC